UUGGGCGGAGCAUUUAAUCAGUGAGCCACCUCGUUUACAUCGACUACUUCUCCCCUUAAUUCUCAACUUCUCCACCCACUUCUUCACCACAUUUCUCUCUUUUUCACUUCCAAACUUCUCUCUCUUUCUCUCUCCAUUGCAUUUCAAUUUCUCUCGUUUCAUUUCCACUAAAAAAUGGAUGCCUCCAUGACCAUGUCCAACUCCCUCUCAACCCGUCCUGGAUUAUUCUUCGGGAGGCGUAGUGAAACAAGGAGUUCUCAAUGUAGCUUUAUGGUGGGAAGUAGUAGGAUUAAUUUUCCUAGGCAAAGAGCUCAGGCAGGUAAAGUUAAAGUUAAAGUUAGCAGGAAUUCAAAAAGGAGUGGUGGAGCGUUUAAUGUUGAAUGUCAUGGUGGUGAGAAAAUUCUUAUAGCAAAUAGAGGAGAAAUUGCUGUUCGAGUUAUUCGGACUGCUCAUGAAAUGGGAAUACCUUGUGUUGCUGUUUACUCUACCAUUGACAAGGAUGCACUACAUGUCAAGUUGGCUGAUGAAUCAGUUUGUAUUGGUGAAGCACCAAGUAGUCAAUCGUAUUUGUUGAUUCCAAAUGUUUUAUCUGCUGCAAUCAGUCGAGGCUGCACAAUGCUUCAUCCUGGAUAUGGAUUUCUUGCUGAGAAUGCAGUAUUUGUUGAAAUGUGCAGAGAACAUGGAAUUAACUUUAUAGGGCCAAAUCCCGACAGUAUCCGCAUUAUGGGUGACAAAUCAACUGCCAGGCAGACAAUGAAGAAUGCAGGUGUUCCAACUGUCCCAGGGAGUGAUGGAUUGUUACAGAGCACUGAGGAAGCAAUCAAACUUGCUGGUGAGAUUGGAUUCCCUGUGAUGAUCAAGGCAACAGCAGGUGGUGGAGGACGUGGAAUGCGUCUUGCUAAAGAACCAGAGGAAUUUGUUAAGUUGCUUCAGCAAGCUAAGAGUGAGGCUGCUGCUGCAUUUGGAAAUGAUGGAGUUUAUUUGGAAAAGUACAUCCAGAAUCCAAGGCAUAUUGAAUUCCAGGUUCUUGCUGAUAAACAUGGUAAUGUUGUCCACUUUGGUGAACGUGACUGCAGCAUACAGAGACGUAAUCAAAAGCUGCUUGAGGAAGCACCCUCUUCUGCUUUGACCCCUGAGUUGCGGAAAGCCAUGGGUGAUGCAGCUGUUGCAGCAGCAGCAUCCAUAGGUUACAUUGGUGUUGGAACGGUUGAGUUUCUUCUAGAUGAAAGAGGUUCCUUCUACUUCAUGGAAAUGAACACUCGUAUCCAGGUUGAGCAUCCUGUGACAGAAAUGAUAUCCUCUGUUGACUUGAUUGAGGAACAAAUUAAUGUAGCCCUGGGGGGAAAACUUCGUUACAAACAGGAAGAUAUUGUGCUUAGAGGCCAUUCAAUUGAGUGUCGUAUCAAUGCAGAAGAUCCUUUUAAAGGAUUCCGACCUGGACCAGGGAGAAUAACAGCAUACUUGCCAUCGGGUGGUCCAUUUGUCAGAAUGGAUAGCCAUGUUUAUCCUGAUUAUGUGGUUCCACCAAGUUAUGAUUCUUUACUCGGAAAGCUUAUUGUGUGGGCUCCAACUAGAGAAAAGGCAAUUGAGCGCAUGAAGAGGGCUCUUGAUGACACCAUCAUUACAGGUGUUCCUACAACAAUUGAAUACCACAAACUAAUCCUUGAUGUCGAGGACUUCAAAAAUGGCAAGGUUGACACUGCUUUCAUUCCAAAACAUGAAGACGAGUUACGAGCUCCCCAGGAAAUCGUUGCGGCAACACCCACUAAAGAAAUGGCUAAUGCAACUGCUUAGAUUAAUCUCCUGAAAUUCCAACCACAGAUAGCUCUCUGUGAAAGUAAGUUAUGGGUGACAUCCUUUGAAUAGGUAUAGUCUCGGUUGAAUUGUCUUUCUGUAAGAAAUUAUAAAAUUGAAUGUCGUAGUUCAGAAUACUGGAAACUACAUAUUUAUCUGUUGUGCUUCAGUUUUGGUAAUUUUAGAUAUGGAGGCAAGUGUGAAUUAGCUCACUACAAUGGCUGGUGAGUAAAUCACACCUGAUUGAAAUUUGAAAUUGCGAUUUUUGUAGUUGUAUUUUGUGAGAAAUUCUGAGGAAUUUUAUUGGCCAUCA
This is a messenger RNA of Mangifera indica (mango), 2107 nucleotides long. Its product is annotated as biotin carboxylase 1, chloroplastic-like. The record is from RefSeq and is a predicted model, not a curated record. Gene Ontology annotation, molecular function: metal ion binding; ATP binding; ligase activity. The transcript has 16 exons. NCBI's taxonomy places the organism in Eukaryota, Viridiplantae, Streptophyta, Magnoliopsida, Sapindales, Anacardiaceae. Bases 175 to 1794 code for a protein of 539 amino acids.